UUUUUCCUCAUUUCCACACUUUCAAAUCUCUUACUUUCUCUCUCUACCUUCUUGAAAAAACUUAUAUUCCUUUGUCUAUACAAAAACAAUUAAAAAAAGAAGAAGAGUUUUUGGAGCUUAUUUAUCAAACCCUUAUUGAUCAUUGAGGAUAUAAAAGAAAGAAAACCCCCUUAUAAAGAAUUGAAUAUUUGAAAACGAAAUCUUGAUGGCUCCAAGUGGAGGAGGAGUGAAUAAAAACAAUGGAGGAUGUACGAGACAAGUACUAAAAAAAGGUCCAUGGACAACAACUGAAGACGCGAUUUUGAUGGAGUAUGUGAAGAAACACGGAGAAGGGAAUUGGAACGCGGUUCAAAGGAAUUCAGGGUUAAUGAGAUGUGGAAAGAGUUGUAGGUUAAGAUGGGCAAAUCAUUUGAGGCCUCAUCUAAAAAAAGGUGCAUUUUCUUUAGAGGAAGAAAGGCUUAUUGUGGAACUUCAUGCAAAACUUGGAAACAAAUGGGCUCGUAUGGCUGCUCAGCUUCCAGGUAGAACGGAUAAUGAAAUCAAGAAUUAUUGGAAUACGAGGCUAAAGAGAAGACAAAGAGCCGGAUUACCAAUAUACCCUCAAGACAUACAACCACAAAAUUACCAACAAGACCAAAAUCAACAACAUAGUACUAAUAUCCCUUCACCAUUUGAUAAUCAUCAAAACUCCAAUUACAACAAUAAUUCCCCUCUUUCCCUUUUAGAUAUCUUCAAUCCUUCAACAAUGAAACCUAGUAGAAACAUCAUUCCACAUCAAUACCAAUUCAAUAAUAACCCUAGUUCUCCAUUUCUCACAAACACAAAUAACAUCAACAACCAAGUCAAGUUUUUUCGCGACCCUCGUGUUAGUCUGUCUCUAACAUUAGCAUCAUCGAUGAAGAAUUCACAACUUUCUUCGAUGGUAGCACCCGUACCUAAUAAUUUUAGUCAACGUUAUUCUAGUUCUAUGCCGGUUCCACCACUUCAACAUACCUAUCCAAAUUUUACCACAACUACUAGACCUUAUACCGCGAUUUCCUCAAACCCUAAUGGUUUGAUCUUAGGUAUGGGCAUAGAGCAUCGUUCAAUCCAAUCGUCUGUGCCUAGGACUACUAGUACAUCAAGUGAUCAUGCUGAUAAUAAUUACGCGAUUAAUCAUGGAUUAUCGCGAGGAAAUAGUGGAUUAUUAGAAGAUUUAUUGGAGGAAUCUCAUACUUUAACAAGAGGUGAAAAAAUUGAGGAAAAUUGUCCAAUUGAAAGCGAAGAUAAUAAUAAAGGGAAAUUAGUUUGGGAAGAAUAUGGAUUAACAGAAGAAGCAGCAGAUGCAAUUUUAACGGAAGAAUCAACAUAUAAUUUUUCUCAUAAACAUUCUGAAGAUUCAAGCUCUCCCAAUUCAUCCUCAGGGAUAACAACAAAGGAAGCUUCAUUGGAGAAUAUAGGUAAUCAAGUAGAUGAUGAUAUUAUGAGAUUUCUUGAUAAUUUUCCACUUGGUGUACCUGUUCCUGACUGGUGUGAUGAUCAACAAAAUACAUCAAAUGGUCAAUCUUUUGAAUGUGACCAAAUUCAAUUGUCCUCAAAAUCAAGUUCAUGAAGAUUCGGAAUUGCAGAUUCAGAAUUUGAAGUUUAUCGGUUUCUCAUACGAACAAUUUUAAGUUGAAAUAUAAUAAUCAGUCAAAUAGUUAUAGAUGUUUAGAAAAAUUUCUUAAUAUAUAGACAAGAUCUCUGUACAGGGUGCACGUGAACCCGUUAGUUACAAGCUAGAUCCGUCUCUUUUUAAGGAUUAUCAAGAAUAGGAAAUCAUGUCCUUGUUUUAGUUAAUUAAAAGUAGUCAAGACAUUUAUUUAUAUUCCUAUUCAUAAAUUUACAAUUAAGUAAA
Solanum pennellii is the source of this 1876-nucleotide messenger RNA. Its product is annotated as transcription factor MYB101-like. The transcript has 5 exons. Bases 206 to 1591 code for a protein of 461 amino acids. The record is from RefSeq and is a predicted model, not a curated record. Lineage: Eukaryota; Viridiplantae; Streptophyta; Magnoliopsida; Solanales; Solanaceae.